Molecule: messenger RNA, 3540 nt
Organism: Sorex araneus (European shrew)
Lineage: Eukaryota; Metazoa; Chordata; Mammalia; Eulipotyphla; Soricidae
Gene: LZTS2
Product: leucine zipper tumor suppressor 2
Exons: 5
Coding region: 630-2624 (664 amino acids)
Biological process (GO): negative regulation of canonical Wnt signaling pathway; cell division
Source: RefSeq, a predicted model, not a curated record
GCCACUGGGCCCCCUGCUCUGCGUGAUGAUUUCAGCAGAUGCCUGCGUCCUGGGGUGCCUCGGGCCUGGGGAGGGAGGCCUGUUCCCUUUCUGGGGAGGUGGAGCCUCUUCCCCGGGCCCCGGCUUGAGUGAGAUCUUGGAGCAGCUGCCGGAGCUGACAGGGUUUCUCCUCUCUCCCCCUCGGGUUACUCUAGGUUAUUCUGGGCAACUCAAGCUCCCCGGCUUCCUGCACGUUGGCAGUUGGCCUGUGUGGGCUCCGUCAAGCCAGACUGCUGGGUGUGGGGAAGCUGGGAGUUUUCUUGGAAAGAAGCUUGAGGCUGCUUCUACUCCGGGAGUUGGGCUCCCCCGGAGCUCUGAGUUUGUUUGUUGGGGGGUGGGGGGCACCCCGGCAGUGCUCAGGGCUUACUCCUGGCUCUGCACUUUGGGAUCGCUCCUGGCAGUGCUCAGGGAACCUUCUGGGGUGGGAUCGGACCAGCCGUACAAGUGUCGAACCCACCGUGCUGUCACUCCGGCCUCUGAAGUUCCUUUUUGUUUGCUCUGGGGCCCCACCCAGCAGUGCUCAGGAGCUUCUUCUGGCUCUGUGCUGGGUUCCCCGGGAGGCCCGUGGCCAGGCCUGAGCCCCUGCCGCCAUGGCCAUCGUGCACACUCGGCCGCUGCCGCUGGAGCCCACGCCUGAGGCUGCCACAGCCCCCCACGCGCCAGCCAUGGGCAGCGUGAGCAGCCUGAUCUCCGGGCGGCCCUGCCCCGGGGGCACAGCCCCGCCCCGCCACCACGGCCCCCCAGGGCCCACCUUCUUCCGCCAGCAGGAUGGGCUCCUUCGGGGCGGUUAUGAGGCGCAGGAGCCUCUGUGCCCGGCUGUGCCCCCCCGGAAGGCCGUCCCCACCACCACCUUCACCUACGUCAACGAGGACUUCCGGAGCGAGUCCCCCGCCAGCCCCAGCAGCGACAUCGAAGACGCCCGGGAGCAGCGGGCACGCAACGCCCACCUGCGCGGCCCCCCACCCAAGCUCGUCCCGGUCUCUGGGAAGCUGGAGAAGAACAUGGAGAAGAUCCUGAUCCGCCCCACGGCCUUCAAGCCUGUGCUGCCCAAGCCGCGAGGGGCCCCGUCUCUGCCCGGCUUCCUGGGUCCUCGGGCCGCCGGACUCUCGGGGAGCCAGGGGAGCCUCACCCAGCUGUUCGGGGGCCCCGCCUCCUCCUCCUCUUCCUCCUCCUCCUCGGCUGCCGACAAACCCCUGGCCCUGAGCGGCUGGACCAGCGGCUGCCCAUCGGGGACACUCUCUGACUCCGGCCGGAACUCACUGUCCAGCCUGCCCACUUACAGCACGGGGGGCACCGAGCCAGCCACCCACUCCCCGGGCGGGCACCUGCCCUCCCAUGGCCCUGGGCGGGGGGCACUGCCAGGGCCCACCCGAGGGGCCCCGACCGGGCCCUCCCACUCGGACAGUGGUCGAUCUUCGUCCAGCAAAAGCACCGGCUCCCUGGGAGGCCGGGGGGCCGGGGGGCUCUCAGGCGGGGUCCCCCGUGCCUCCCCCGACAGCAGCUCCUGUGGGGAGCGCUCCCCUCUGCCCCCGCCACCGCCGCCACCACCUUCCGACGAGGCCCUGCUGCACUGUGUCCUGGAAGGGAAGCUCCGUGACCGCGAGGCGCAGCUGCAGCAGCUCCGGGACAGUCUGGACGAGAGUGAGGCUACCAUGUGUCAGGUGUCUGAGGAGCGGCAGCGGCCCUGGCCGCGGGAGGACGGCCCCGCCCAGACCCAGCGGGCCCAGCGGGCACAGCAGCUGCUGCAGCUGCAGGUGUUCCAGCUGCAGCAGGAGAAGCGGCAGCUGCAGGACGACUUUGCGCAGCUGCUGCAGGAGCGGGAGCAGCUGGAGCGACGCUGCGCCACCUUCGAGCGGGAGCAGCGGGAGCUCGGGCCGCGACUCGAGGAGACCAAGUGGGAGGUCUGCCAGAAGUCGGGGGAGAUCUCCCUGCUGAAGCAGCAGCUGAAGGAGUCUCAGGCGGAGCUGGUGCAGAAGGGCAGCGAGCUGGUGGCCCUGCGAGUGGCCCUGCGGGAGGCCCGGGCGGCACUGCGCGUCAGUGAGGGCCGGAUGCGGGGCCUCCAGGAAGCGGCCCAGGCCCGGGAGCUAGAGCUGGAGGCCUGUUCCCAGGAGCUGCAGCGGCACCGCCAGGACGCCGAGCGGCUGCGGGAGAAGGCGGGGCAGCUGGACACCGAGGCGGCUGGACUCCGGGAGCCGCCGGGACCGGCGGGGACCACAGACCCCUUCCUGCUGGCCGAGAGCGAUGAGGCCAAGGUGCAGCGGGUCGUGGCCGGAGUCGGGGGCAGCCUGCGGGCCCAGGUGGAGCGGCUGCGGGGCGAGCUGCAGAGGGAGCGGCGCCGCGGAGAGGAGCAGCGGGACAGCUUCGAGGGGGAGCGGCUGGCCUGGCAGGCCGAGAAGGAGCAGGUGAUCCGCUACCAGAAGCAGCUGCAGCACAACUACAUCCAGAUGUACCGGCGCAACCGGCAGCUGGAGCAGGAGCUGCAGCAGCUCAGCCUGGAGCUGGAGGCCCGGGAGCUGGCGGAGCUGGGCCUGGCCGAGCCCGCCCCCUGCAUCUGCCUGGAGGAGAUCACCGCCACGGAAAUCUAGGCCCGGCAGCACCCCGGCUCCACGGGGCGCCGAGGGUCCGCCCAGGGCCCAGAGCCCACUCGUGCCGCGGGGUCCAGCCCUCUGCCUCUGCCAAGAAUCGGGGGCUUCCCUGUGACUUGAAGGAGCAAGAUCAGACCCCUCGGCGGUUCCCCCCGUGUUCACAAUCACCCAGAGCUACGCACCCAUUUCACACCCGCUGCUGCUGCCAGUGCCAUCACGCCACCCUGCGUCCCCCAGACACCCGCCAGCCCGAGGGCUGGGAGGAGGAAGGCUGCCUCACUGCCACGUUCUCUCCCCGCCCCCCACCCCCUCAAAGCCAGAGAGAGCCAGACAGCGCCAGCUGCUCCAGAUGUGCCUGCCCCGUGCCCAUGUUGGGGGCCAGGGCUGAGACGGGGCGGGGGGGUCCCGAGCCCUGGCUUUCAGCUCAAAGGCCCUCCUCGGGGCUUCGGGGCUGUAGUCAGACCAAAGGAAGAACUCAGAAAUGUAUCGUUUUAUUUGUGUUUGUGACCCAGUACCCGCCCCCCUCCCCACACCCAGGUUUAUGGCCUCGUUUUCACUUGUAUAUUUUUCACACUGUAAAUUUCUUGUACAAACCCAAAGAAAAAAAAUUAAAAAAUUUUUGUUUUUAAAAAAAAAAGAAAAAGGAAACUAAGUGAAUGUCCUGGGUAAAGAGUGCGGGAACUUUCUAGAGCCUCACCCCCUCUUUAUUUAUAGUUCGUUCAGCCCUGCCCCUCACAGAGGGCCUGGGCGAGGAAGGGUGAUGCAGGAAGGACACACCCAGUAGGCAGUCUGGGGGCCUGGGGACCACAUGACCUAUCGAGGUCUGAAAAGCCAGAGAAGGAGCCGACCCAGGUCCAAUCACCAGCAUCCCAUAUGGUCCCCCAAGCACCGCCAGGAGUAAUUCUUGAGUGCAGAG